AGCUCUAAAGAGUGACUCUUCGAAUUCAUCUCCAGUCACGCCUGAACGGGUGAUGUGCGGGAGGCGGGACCACGCAUGCUUUCAGCUUGGAGAAAGCCGUUUCAAAAGACUAGGGGUUUUGGGGGAGGAACUCUGAAGAGGACCCAUCAUCAUCAUCAUCAUCAGUUCACCAACUCUCCUAACCGGCUGCCCCGCAUCCGCAACCCCACAGAGAAAAAUCCCAAGAUGGCCCCGACCUCCAUCAAAUCCGUGCUAAUCAGUGAAAGUGUCGAUCCCCGCUGCAGGGCGAUCCUGGAGGAAAACGGCAUCCUAGUGACGGAGAAGCAGAACAUGAAGAAAGAGGAAUUGAUUGCAGAGAUUGGGCUCUAUGAUGGCCUUGUGGUCAGAUCUGCAACAAAAGUAACAGCUGACAUCAUCAGUGCCGCUCAUAAUCUCAAGAUCAUCGGGAGAGCUGGGACCGGUGUGGAUAAUGUGGACGUAAAUGCUGCUACCCAUAAGGGCAUCAUUGUCAUGAACACACCAAGCGGUAACACAAUUAGUGCCGCUGAGCUGACAUGUGCACUGCUGAUGAGCCUUUCAAGGAAUGUGCCUCAAGCUGUAAUGUCAAUGAAAGAAGGGAACUGGGACCGUAAAAAGUUCAUGGGUUCAGAGCUGUAUGGCAAAGUUCUAGGAAUAGUUGGACUUGGAAGAAUCGGGAAGGAAGUUGCCACGAGAAUGCAAGCCUUUGGCAUGAAGACUGUUGGUUAUGAUCCUAUUACUCCACUGGAGGUGUCAGCUAGCUGGGGGGUGGAGCAGAUGUCGCUGGAGCAGCUAUGGCCUCUGUGUGACUACAUUACUGUCCACACUCCCCUCAUGCCCUCCACUGUUGGUCUCCUCAAUGACAACACAUUUGCUAAGUGCAAGAAAGGAGUGAAGGUUGUGAACUGUGCGAGAGGGGGCAUCAUUGAUGAGGCUGCUCUUCUCAGAGCUUUGGAGUCUGGACAGUGUGGAGGAGCAGGGCUCGAUGUCUUCAAUGAGGAGCCACCUAAGAACCGUUCUCUGGUGGACCAUCCCAAUGUCAUCAGCUGUCCGCACUUGGGCGCCAGUACGAAGGAGGCUCAGGCUCGCUGUGGGGAGGACAUAGCCCAGCAAAUUGUGGACAUGGUGAAAGGCAAGAACUUGGUUGGAGCAGUCAAUGCUCAAGUUUUGGCUGGCACGUUCUCCCAGGAGUCCCACCUGCUCAUCAAACUGGGAGAAUCUCUGGGAGCAUUGCUUCAGUCCUGCAGUGCCGCCAAGAAGCCGUUGAGUCGAGUUCAGAUCACAUCUCAAGGCGAGUGCAUGAAGUCCUGCACUGGUUACAUGAAGUCAGCUGUGUUGGUCGGCCUGCUCAGCCAGGACUGUGAAUGUCGCCCAAACCUCAUCAAUGUCCUCAGCCUGUCCAAGCAGAAAGAAAUUGAGGUGAGUCAGACCCACGGUGCAUCUGAAGGUGACGGUGUGUGUAAGGUGGAACUAGUUGCCGGCGGCUGCAGCUAUAGAGUCAGCGGAUCAGUUCAAGGAGGGGUCCCUGUCCUGCUGGAGCUGAACGGUAGCGUGUUCCGGCAACCCAUCGCUCUCUGUGGAAAUCUGCUGUUCUUCAGGGCUUCUGGUGGUCCUCAACUGCUGUCUUCAAUGGCUGGAGUGUUGGCAGCAAACGGAGUGGAGAUUCAGAGUUUCAGCGCUCCCACCGCCCACCCUGAGGAUCCAUGGCACUGCGUGGGGGUGUCUUCCCUCCUGCCAGAUCUGAGUGUCUUGAAGCCUUCGGUAAAGGACGCAGCACAGCUUCAGAUUUAAAUGGAAACAGCACUUAACCACUCCGGAAACUAAUUCCAUCACAACGUUAACCUUGCAAUGAGGUUUUAACAUAAAUAAUCUGCCUUGACUUUUGUGUUUACAGCUAACAAAUUGUUUAGAAGUUGCAUAAUUAACAGAUAAAACUUUUUGUUUUUAUGUAUUUUUGCGAUUUGGUCUUCUUUUGAGAUUCUCAAAUAAAAAUAUUACAAAAUA
Messenger RNA from Oryzias latipes (Japanese medaka), 2022 nucleotides. It is a transcript of the gene phgdh, whose product is annotated as phosphoglycerate dehydrogenase. Lineage: Eukaryota; Metazoa; Chordata; Actinopteri; Beloniformes; Adrianichthyidae. Gene Ontology annotation, molecular function: phosphoglycerate dehydrogenase activity; NAD binding. Gene Ontology annotation, biological process: L-serine biosynthetic process. The record is from RefSeq and is a predicted model, not a curated record.